AUACACUCGCUAUCAUUUUUUGGAGCUGCCUCGUCCUGCACCGCCGACCAUAGUUGUUUUGCCGUCUCCAUACAGUGUGAGCUGAGUGGUGGAAAGGUAAUGUAAUGUAAUGUAAUGUACCUUGCCGUGGUCACUGACGGGUUCACGCCAGUUCACCGGGUUCACUUGAGGAGAGCUCCCACCCCCUGCUCGCCUCCUCUUCUUCUCCAAACGCAACGAUCGGAGCUAAUCCAAUAUUAUUCAUUUAUAUAUUCAUGUCGGAUUCCAUUUUUUCCCACCGACUGUUGAGGUUCCCUGGGAGCUGUUAAACUUGUCCAUGUGACAGGAGUCCUGCAGUGGCAGACGGCAUGAAACAACACUGUGAUAUCAUAGUGGCUGGUCCAUGACACUAAACUCCAUUCAACCCUCUCCACUCUCCACCCGCCCUCUGUUCUCAUCAUACCGGACAAGCAAACACUCACUCUCCCAUCUACACAAAGCUGCACAAUGGCCAGCAAGAGGAAAUCCACUGUACCCUGCAUGAUACCAUCGAAAUCCAAACAUGUGCGUGAGGAAAUCAUACUGGGCUCACUACCAGAACUCCUACCAACAAUUCCAGAAGACAGCAUACUCAGCAUCUCUGGAGAAAAGUCUGGCCAUUUCUCUCAUAGCUCCUCCAAAUCCGAAAGUGGCAGCGAGAUGCAGAAAGGAGGUGCAUACAGCUGUCCAAAGUGCCGUUUCGAGUCAAGAGAUCUAAACUACUUUUUGGAUCACAUGCACAACUGCCACUUAGACUUCAGGGCACAGCCCACUUUCUACUGCCUGAACUGUGGGGUGUCAGUCGUCCGCUUUGAGGCUCUGGCUCUCCAUAAUGCUACCGCCCACCCUAAGAUAAUGGAGGGCUUGGUCACUGCCUCCCUGACUGUCAACAAGAGGGAUGGAGUAACAACAGUGCAGCAGAGCCUCUUCACAGACAGCGGAGAAGACUACAGAGAAUCUGGGAUCUCCCUAACCAAAACACCAAUUGCAAAGAUGAUGAAAGCCAAGGGGGAGCACAAAAAGAUUGUGGUUUCUCACACCGUGGAGGUACGGAGGAUAGACACUGGAAAGGAUGUAGACCCCAGUAUGCUGACAAAUGUGCCUGAACUCCAAAACGGGGCUCUCAGUCUUUCUGGCGCCCCAGCUAUGCCGAUGACAACUGUCACUCACGUGAUGAAGACGACAGUGUCCAACCCAGUCUUUCACCAGCACACUCCCUCCCUUUACUCCCCUCCCUCCUCUGGUUCCAAUAAAGACCUUCCAAAGGUGAUGAUCCCCCUCAGCAGCAUCCCCACUUACGAUGCCGCCAUGGACACCAGCAGCUUUCUCAAGACAUCCUUUGGCAAAUUCCCAUACCCGACCAAAGCCGAGCUCUGCUACCUUACAGUGGUCUCAGAGUUCCCAGAGGAGCAGAUCAAACUGUGGUUUACUGCCCAAAGGCUCAAGCAGGGCAUAAGCUGGUCUCCCGAAGAGAUCGAUGAGGCCAGGAGAAAGAUGUUCAACACAGUGUUCCAGGGAGGAGCACCUCAAAAGCAACCUGCUGCACAACGGCAAGUUAAUCACAUUGUAACCCACCACACUGUCCACGGAGGCUCAAAAGGACCAAACUGUCAGAUGGCCAAAGUUCCCUAUGGCAGUAUGAAAACCAGGCCUGUCGGAGUCACGGCCACACAGGCAAGCAUGUCAACCAACCCCAAUGUGACUAGGGUCUCGUAUUCUACUCCAAUUGUCCCGCCAAAGUUUCCAUCCGUAGUCAGAACACCACAAGUACUGACCAAGAAUAUUCAACCUACUGUGGAGCCACACAAGAGCAAUGGCCUCAGCCUGGAUAUGGCUGGCAACAGCGGUUGUGUCAGUAGCACCAGCAGCAGUCGAAGCAGCAGUAGCAGCAGUAGUUGCAGUAGUAGCAGCAGCAUCAGCAGCUAUUCCAGCAGUAGUAAUGGUGGUGAGACUGUCAACAGGAAACUGGCGAAUAACAGCAGCCUAAUCAACAGCGUCGCCACUUGUUAUACCAACAUUGGCAAUAAUGAUGAGCACCGUGUUGCUGACUCCAAUAGCAAAGCAAACGUCCAAAGUAACAGUUCGUCAAUCGAAUUGGAAGGUUCAAACAGCACCAAGAGUCAAGUGAUCAUCGACAACACCAGCAAAUCCAACAUCACCUGUAACAAUCACAACAGCGGCAUCAUCAGUCCACAAGAGCAGGCCCACGCCGCCAAGCUUGACAGCAGUAUUAGCAAUGAAUACCCCAGUACUACCUGUAAAGACAGUGUCCCUAAUCUUAACCACGCCAGCAAAUCCCCAACUGAAAGCACCAGCACCACUGUCAUUACAAAAAGUAGCUCAUCUAUUUUAGACGAGGGUAAAUGCAACAAGGACUUUCCCAUAAAAGGCAUGUCGAUCCUACAGCAACUCAUCAAUGAGGAGGACCCUUUUGCUGGCAACAGAAGCUGCCCAGAGCUGAAGAUUGACCCCAUCAAGAUCAACUUCAAGAGGCUGAAGAUGAACGAACCAGAUACUACAUCUGAGAUUGUUCAUAACGAUCAUAAGUCUGAGAUAGCUGAGGUGCCGUCUUUCUCCCCACCCUGGGCCAACAAGACGCCCCAGCAGCUGCACACCCUCCGACAAGUUUUCUCCAACACCCGCUGGCCCAACAGUCAGCAGUACGAGGACUUGAGCGUGCAGACGGGCCUCCCCAAGUCAGAGGUGGUGCGCUGGUUCAGCGACAGCCGGUACAGCCACAAGAAUGGGCAGCUGAAGUGGCUGGAAACCUAUCAACGACCGCCGGCAGUAACAGAGGAAGUGCGGAGCUACAGAGACGCCGAAGCCGGGUCACCGAAGGACUCUCCAGCAACCAAGAAACUUGUUGAGCAAGACGUAAACAAGCACCUUGAAGGAGAAGCAGGACUGAACUCAGGGCAGCGGGUUGUGUGGCAGGAUUCAUACUCACCGCUGCUGGGUCUGAUGGGGUCCGAGGGGAGAGUCGAGCGAGGCCGAGCUGAGGAGUCAGCGCAGCCUGGAGUCCAGCAGGAUCCCUGGUCAGAGAGAGCUGAGGACCACCAGCAGCCGGUGGCCAGUCAGUCACUCAUUGAUCAACAGACUGACACCAAUCAGGCCAGGGAUUGCCUGAGGAUGGAGCUGCUGGAGGUGUGAUGAAGCAGGCCCGACCGACCUCGCCAGAGGAACAUGUGGUUUAAAGGCUGGCUCAUUCCCCUGGCCGAGGUCUAAGAAGAGUGUUCAUAAUGACAGCAGAUGUGAUUGUAGCUGGACCGUUGGACUCUGACUGUAACUGUGAAUACCCCCCACCCCUCCUCCUUCUCCUUCUCCUCCACCUCCUCUUCCAUCUGCCAUCACUUCCUGCCAUCGUCAAAAGAAAGAACUUCUCACCUUUGAGUCCUGUGAUGUUUAAGCCUUUCAUGCUUCUUUGUGGUUGUGUAGGGAGGGUGCACAAUGAGGUCAGUACGAGGGAUCAAAGAAAAGAAAGAGAAAAGACGCACACUGACUGGAAAACUGACUUGAAUGAGCGAGGAUAGGAUAGGGCCGUGAGAUAUUGCUUUUGGGUCAGAGGGAGAAAUAUAUAUAUAUAUAUAUAUAUAUAUAUAUAUAUAUAUAUAAAU
Molecule: messenger RNA, 3632 nt
Organism: Cottoperca gobio
Lineage: Eukaryota; Metazoa; Chordata; Actinopteri; Perciformes; Bovichtidae
Gene: zhx3a
Product: zinc fingers and homeoboxes 3a
Exons: 3
Coding region: 487-3168 (893 amino acids)
Biological process (GO): regulation of transcription by RNA polymerase II
Cellular component (GO): nucleus
Molecular function (GO): DNA-binding transcription factor activity, RNA polymerase II-specific; DNA binding
Source: RefSeq, a predicted model, not a curated record